AUGGCUAAGUCCCUCAAGAACAUUGUUCCCACUGAAAUCACACUACUCUUAUAUUUAGUUUUGUUUCUCCUUUAUCUGUCGUUCCCUCUAUUGGUUAACUCUUCAUAUGAUAUUUUAGCCGUGAAUUGUGGUCAUUCCAUGGAUACUACCUAUGAAAACCGAACUUGGGUUGGUGACAUAGAAGGUACCAAACUGUUUUCUGUCACGGAACCACAAACCAAAUACAAAUCUAUCAAAGCCAAACCAACUCAUCAUCAUACCUCUGAUUCUGUUAACAAAAUUCCAUUUACCUCUGCACGUAUUUCGUUUUCCAGCUUCACAUUCUCAAUUCCCACCUCCAUACUCAACACAGUCCCCGGCACUGUUUUUCUUCGCCUCCAUUUUUACCCAACAUCGUAUCAAAAUUAUGACACUUCCAACCCUCACUUCACAGUCAUGGCAGGAAACAACAUUACCCUUCUCAGAGACUUUAACCCCUCACUUUGGCUUCAAAACGGUGACAAAACUAUCACCAAAGAAUACUGCCUCACAACACAACCAGGUGAGAAUCUAAACAUAACUUUCAUUCCCACCAUUAUAAAUCAAUCAAACUCUUAUGCUUUUAUCAACGGAAUCGAGAUUGUGUCCAUGCCUUCUUUUCUCUAUUACACUAAUCUCGGUGACCCAAACUAUGUUUUCAAGUUAGUUGACUAUGAAAACAAUGAUUACAUAAUUCGUAACGAUAAAGCUUUGGAGAUGGUUUAUAGAGUCAACGUUGCUGGUAGUCAAGUUCCACCAGCUGAUGAUACAGGUAUGUUUCGUAAUUGGGAUCCUGAUUAUCCUCUUUACUUGGAGAAAGAAUAUCCAAAUAGUAUAUCAACUGAUUUUGUUCAUCAUAUCAACUAUGUACCCAAUACCAUUCCAAAUUAUACUGCACCAGAAGCUGUUUACUUAACUGCAAGAAGUUAUGGAAUGGAUGCGACAGAGGAAUAUAAUGUAACAUGGAAUUUUGAAGUUGACUCUGCUUUUACUUAUAUGAUAAGGUUGCAUUUUUGUGAGUUUGAUCCGAAUAUCACAAAUCCAAGCGAUAGAGUUUUUCGGAUUUUUAUACAUGAUAUUUUGGCUGAACCAUUCGCUGAUGUGAUAGCGUGGAGUGGUGGUAACAAUAUUCCUGUUCAUAAGGAUUAUGCUGUGAUUAUGAACAAUCAAGAAGGAAGUUCUCAAAAUGAAAGAGUUAAUCUUUCAAUCAAACUUCAACGUGCACAAGGAAAUACGUUCACACGACACCGUGAUGUCAUACUGAAUGGACUUGAGAUUUUCAAACUAAAUGAUAAAAUUAACAAUCUUGCAGGAUCAAUAUCAAAAUCAAUUGAUCUAUCUCACCCUCCUCCAGUAUUUUCAACCGAACCGUCAAAGAAAUUUAGGAUCACCACAAGAAUCAUUGUUGCGAUUGCACUUUCAAGCCUCGUGCUAGUAGUUGUUGUGGGAGUCACAGUUUUUUGGCUAAGAGGACGGUUUCAAAAUACCAUGGAAGAUAUCUCGUCCAAGACAAAAAACCAAGGGUCGUCAUCUUUGCCGCCCCAUUUGUGUCGAUACUUCACAAUCAUGGAGAUCAAAGCAGCCACAAAAAACUUCGAUGAUGAUUUCAUCAUCGGAGUUGGAGGGUUCGGCAACGUCUACAAAGGUUUCAUUGAUGGAUCCACCCAAGUUGCGAUAAAACGCCUUAAACAAGGUUCUCAACAAGGUGCUAACGAGUUCAUGAACGAGAUCGAGUUACUCUCCCAACUUCGCCACGUAAACUUGGUAUCUCUAGUCGGAUAUUGCAAUGACGACACUGAGAUGAUUCUGGUUUAUGAGUUUAUGCAACAUGGUACUCUCUGUGAGUAUCUCUAUGGUUCAAAUAAUCAACCUCUACCGUGGAAGUUGAGGCUUGAGAUUCUAUUGGGUGCAGCAAGAGGCCUGAAUUAUCUUCAUGCGGAGGUGAAACACAAGAUAAUACACCGUGAUGUGAAGAGCACUAACAUAUUGUUGGAUGAGAAAUGGGUGGCUAAAGUUUCUGACUUCGGAUUAUCUAAGGUGGGACCUUCAGGGAUAUCGACUACCCAUGUUAGCACAAUGGUGAAAGGGAGCCUAGGGUAUUUGGAUCCCGAAUACUACAUGCUUCAAAGAUUGACCGUAAAAUCUGAUGUGUACUCAUUCGGUGUGGUGCUUCUUGAGGCCUUGUGUGCUAGGCCUCCUUUGGUUCGUGAUUUCGAUAAGAAGACAGCAAGUCUAGUUUGUUGGUUUCAAAGAUGUUACGACGAAGGUGCGGCAAUAGAACAAAUUGUGGAUCCAUUCUUAAGGGAUUCUAUCAAAGGUGAGUGUUUGGAAUCCUAUUGCAAGUUGGCGUUGAAUUGUUUGCAUGAUGAUGGGACUCAACGACCAACAAUGAGUCAAGUGGUUGGUGAGUUAGAGUAUGCUUUGCAAUUGGUGGUGAGUGAAGAAGAUAGCCAAUUUGAUACGUCGCAAAAAGAAGAAGCACAUGUAAAAACACCACGGUUCUCGAGUGACAUUCAUUUUGCUAGAUCACAAUCCUACAAGGAGAGCACAAUCUCAAUGAGGCUAUGUACUCAAAAUUAUUCUUUCUUUGACAUUGGAAAACAAAAGCCACGAUCAUAUUCGAGUCACAACCUCAAAGUGUAUAUUUAG
Molecule: messenger RNA, 2667 nt
Organism: Lathyrus sativus (Indian pea)
Lineage: Eukaryota; Viridiplantae; Streptophyta; Magnoliopsida; Fabales; Fabaceae
Source: the annotation of a GenBank genome assembly